Molecule: messenger RNA, 1059 nt
Organism: Owenia fusiformis
Lineage: Eukaryota; Metazoa; Annelida; Polychaeta; Sabellida; Oweniidae
Source: the annotation of a GenBank genome assembly
CGAACGGAUUGACACGUUAAAACACUAUAGUAAAUCAAAGCAUUAUAACUCUCUACCCUCCCAGGAGAAAUUGUUCGGUGUUUGGAGCACUCUACAUACAAGAUGAUGAAGCACUCAUCGGUGAUCGGUUUGGUAGUUGCUAUGGUGGUAAUAUCAUGUGCCAGGCCUGGUAUAGCUAAGCUUAGCGAGGCGACAGAAGACCUGCUUUUGCGCUUACUGACUAGGGAGUUUGCUGAAGAUGAUACGAAAUAUGAAUUGCUGGGGACUGUCAAGUCAUUCCAAAAAGGAUAUGGGUACAUUACACCCGAUGAUGGAACCAGUGAUGUCCUUGUGCAAUAUAAAAUGACCAGUAUAAGUGACGCUGAUAAACCACUGAAGGUAGACAAAUGGGAUGGAGUUGCCGUGAAAAAUGCAAUGGAUGAUUCAGUGAAAAAGGUAUUUACUGACAGAUAUGGCUAUGUGGAAUCCCAUACUCUUAUGGAUGGACGUCUUAUAAUCUGCACUAUUGCCGUUGCUUUCGCUGGUUUUGCCCUUAUAUGGGACUACCUCAAUCCAUUCCCACAAUCUCGACCAGUGCUCAUCACAUGUGUACUCACUUAUUUCUUCAUGAUGGGUGUACUGACCUUAUAUACCACCUACAGGGAAAAAUUGGUAUUCAUGUUAGCACUAGAUAAAGACAAAUCUGGAGUCGACCCAGACAAUGUGUGGCAGAUCUCCUCCUUAAUGAAAAAAUACGAUGAUAUGUACACACUUACACUGGAAUAUAAAGAUGGCUCUGGUGGAGCUUGUCGCACAGGAAGUUGGACCAAAAGUGUCUCAUGCUUCAUCGAUGAAGAUGGCGAGAUUCUACAAGCAAAACUCGACCCUGUUGUUAGACAAUUGCAUGAUAGUUUAAAAUCAGAGAAAAAGGAGAAAUAAUACCAGAAUACUCACAGUUAAUGGAUCACACUGAUGAAUUAUUGAAUGCCGGGGCAAAAAUUUUGUUGUAAAUCAUUCUCUACUAAUACAUUGGAGGGAUCAUGGAUUUUGUGUCAGUCUCAGUGAAAGAGUUUUAUACAA